UCAGCCAACGUAACCCACUCAAAUGAAACAAAAGAUGAAGAUCUCAGCAAUCUUAUUGCUUACGGCGAUUACAUUCUCUACUGCAAAUGAUUGCAGUCGUGUGACUGAGAACGGGAAAUGCUGUCAUUUUCCGUUUAUUUUCGACGGUUAUAUGUUUUAUGGUUGUACUACUUAUGGCUGGAAUAGAGAAUGGUGCAGUCUCACGGAUUCCUAUGACAGGGACGGACAGUGGGGAAAUUGUCUUGAAGUUCCGACGACAGUUCCUACUACCCCUCCCUUAGCAACUACAUCCAGUGGGUCAUCAGGAGGAGGAUCAUCAUCAGCCCUCAAAUGCGGGAUUAAGCCACCCAUGUCACGUAUAGUUGGUGGUCAAACGGCCGAAAAGGGCAGCUGGCCAUGGCAAGCUAUGUUAGCCUCCCGUGGUGGAAGCCAGUUCUGUGGAGGAUCUCUCGUUGAAGAAAACUGGGUGUUGACAGCCGCUCAUUGUGUUUAUGGUUCUUCAGAGGAUCGCAUUGUUGUAAGGAUGGGUGCUCACCGCAUUACGGACAUCGGGGAAGAAAUAGAAGUGGAGAAAAAAUUUGAGCAUGAGGAUUACAACCCUGACAAUUUCCAGAACGACAUUGCGCUGCUUAAACUGAAGAACAGUGUGACGAUCGGCCCAGAUGCAAGACCCGUAUGUCUGCCUGACGAAAACCAGCUCCUAAUGCCAGACAAGAAAUGCUAUAUAACAGGAUGGGGAACGCUAAAAAGCGGGGGUGAACAGCCAGAUUACCUUCAAGAAGCUUCGGUACCAAUCGUUUCUGAAGCAAAAUGUAAGAGGGCCUACGGUGAUUCAAAUAUUCAUGAGUCCAUGAUCUGCGCUGGUCUUGACAUUGGAGGAAUUGAUGCCUGCCAAGGUGAUAGUGGCGGACCUAUGGUGUGUGAAUUCAAUGGUAAAUGGUAUCUCGAGGGCGCUACCAGCUGGGGAUACGGUUGCGCGUUGCCUAACAAGUAUGGAGUUUACGCUAAAGUGCGUCACCUAAAAGAUUGGGUUUUGAAAAAUAUGAAGAACAAUUAAAGGAUGUCCACGUUAGAUUACUGACACAUCACAAAUGAAAAAAAAUGUAUUUUCUUUGGGUUAGAAGAAUAAAGGGAUAAGAAAGAUUAAAAUUU
Pocillopora damicornis (cauliflower coral) is the source of this 1152-nucleotide messenger RNA. Its product is annotated as chymotrypsinogen A. Lineage: Eukaryota; Metazoa; Cnidaria; Anthozoa; Scleractinia; Pocilloporidae. The record is from RefSeq and is a predicted model, not a curated record. Gene Ontology annotation, biological process: proteolysis. Gene Ontology annotation, molecular function: serine-type endopeptidase activity.